AUGCAGUCAACCGUGACGAGGUGUUGUCCCGCCGCCGUCGAGUCGGACGCGGCCAGCCUCGAGUUGGCUUCGGCGCAGGCAGCGCUGGCGCGAUUGGCCCAACUGAGACCGGCAAAGGCCGGUUGGUGCCACGAGGCGCGUUGUCUGUUGGCGUCGCGGAGGGCCCAGCUGCUCUUCGAGGCGGCAGAGGCUGACAUGUUCGCGAGAAUGGUACGCAUCUCGGACGGCCAUUUCGUGUACUCUUCUCGCACUUUUCACUCGACGCCACAUGCCACUUGUUGCCAUGACGUGGCGAUGAGUAGUCUUGAAUGGUUGGGGUUGAGGCUUGGCCACCGACGCAGUGACGACAAAGCGCACUCACUCACGAACACCAACGAGGUGUUGUUGCCAUUUGCUGUUGCUGUUGACGUUGACGUUGACGUUGACGUUGACAUUGACGUUGGCGUUGGCGUUGGCGUUGAUGUUGGCGUUAAGCAACACGCAGCUACAGCUCGACUUGCAAAAGUCGAGGACGGCCCGACCAGCUCGUCCUCCAUCGCCGCGGCCGCCGCCAGUUGCCUUUCCGUCUACUUCGAAGUGUCUUGCCAGCUUUCUGCCGCCGCCCAAGAGGCGUCCACGUCGGCUCUAGCCUCUCGAAUGCUCUUGCACAACGUCUGGUCGCCGAUGGUCGCCUUUUUUUGCCGCCAUCUCGAGGCACAGAUCAACGCAGAGGUAGGCACAAGUGAACUCGCCCAGUCGACCCGGCUGAUUGGCCGAAUUGCUGACUCGCUGAUUGGCCAAUUGGCUGAUUGGCCGGUUGCCUGA
Molecule: messenger RNA, 804 nt
Organism: Protopolystoma xenopodis
Lineage: Eukaryota; Metazoa; Platyhelminthes; Monogenea; Polystomatidea; Polystomatidae
Source: the annotation of a GenBank genome assembly